AUGACAGCACCAGGCCCUAUAACAACACCACUUACGUCCCUUCUGGGAAUCAAACACCCUAUAGUCCUCGCAGGAAUGGCCAGAGUAUCAGGCGGUCGUCUUGCAGCUGCAGUCUCCAACGCAGGCGGUCUAGGCAUCAUCGGCGGCUUCCAAUACACACCCAACCAACUCCGCGAGAUCCUAGCCGAGAUGAAAGAGAACUUCUCUCGACCUGAUCUUCCCUUUGGCGUUGACCUCGCGCUUCCUCAAAUUGGCGGAAAUGCACGAAAGACUAACCAUGACUACACAGGUGGCAAGUUGGAUGAGUUGGUGGAUAUCAUCAUUGAUAGCGGCGCCAAGUUGUUUGUCAGUGCUGUUGGAGUUCCACCGCCUGAGGUGAUUAAGAGAUUCCACGAUAAGGGUAUUUUGGUUAUGAACAUGGUUGGACAUCCCAAGCACGCAACAAAAGCAUUGGAGCUCGGAGUUGAUAUGGUCUGCGCUCAAGGCGGUGAGGGAGGCGGACAUACAGGAGACGUCGCAAACUCGAUCCUCAUCCCUGCUGUCGCCGACAUUGCAUCAAAGUACUAUCCUCCCCUUCUCAAGGGUCUGCCCGCGUUGGUCCUUGCAGCAGGAGGAAUCUACUCAGGCCGCAGUCUCGCAAGCUCACUGAUGCAGGGUGCUUCAGGAGUAUGGGUUGGCACUCGAUUCGUUGCAUCCGAAGAAGCAUCAUGCAGUGAAGAGCACAAGAAGGCGGUAGUAUCAUGCGGAUACGAAGAUACCCAGCGAACACUCGUUAUUUCUGGACGACCGUUGAGAAUGAAGACGAACGAGUAUAUUCAGAAAUGGCAUGAUCAGCCUAACAAGAUCAAGGAGUUGUGCGAUAAGGGUAUUGUGCCUAUUGAGUAUGACUUUGAGCAGGGCAACGACUUUGAUCUGCCUCAUUUGAUGGGUCAGGUUGCAGGUGCUAUUACCAAGGUGCAGCCUGCUGGAGAGAUUGUUGAUGAGAUGGUCAAGGAGGCUGUUGAGAUGUUGAAGAUCGGUGGAACGUACUUGACAGCUGUACCGAAGCUUUGA
Messenger RNA from Fusarium coffeatum, 1053 nucleotides. RefSeq lists its product as uncharacterized. The transcript is spliced from 2 exons. Bases 1 to 1053 code for a protein of 350 amino acids. NCBI's taxonomy places the organism in Eukaryota, Fungi, Ascomycota, Sordariomycetes, Hypocreales, Nectriaceae. The record is from RefSeq and is a predicted model, not a curated record. Gene Ontology annotation, molecular function: nitronate monooxygenase activity.